Messenger RNA from Laetiporus sulphureus 93-53, 417 nucleotides. RefSeq lists its product as uncharacterized. The transcript has 4 exons. Lineage: Eukaryota; Fungi; Basidiomycota; Agaricomycetes; Polyporales; Laetiporaceae. The record is from RefSeq and is a predicted model, not a curated record. The coding region runs from base 1 to 417 and encodes 138 amino acids.
AUGUCCCGUCUUGCUUUCCUCGUCGUUGCGCUCUCCGCACUCGCUUCCACAGUGUCCGCAUCUCCUAUCGCUGCGAACGCGACCGAGGUGCUCGACAAGCGUGUCACUCAUGAUGGCAAGGCCACUUGGUACAACGUUGGCCUGGGUGCUUGCGGAUACACAGACACCGACAACAAGCCGAUCGUUGCCAUCUCUCACCUCAUCUACGGGAGCGGCGGUAACUGCAACCAAUGGAUUGCGAUCACCAACAAGGCCAAUGGGGUCACUAAGUACGGGCAGACCCGCGAUGAAUGCAUGGGCUGCGGGCAGUCUGAUAUCGACUUGAGUCCGUCAUUGUUCGAGUCGCUCGGAGCGGACCUCGGCAAGGGUGUCUUGCAGGUCGAGUGGCACUUUGAGAACAAGGCUUGGAGCCCUUGA